Molecule: messenger RNA, 1912 nt
Organism: Parasteatoda tepidariorum (common house spider)
Lineage: Eukaryota; Metazoa; Arthropoda; Arachnida; Araneae; Theridiidae
Product: gamma-aminobutyric acid receptor subunit alpha-6
Biological process (GO): monoatomic ion transmembrane transport
Cellular component (GO): membrane
Molecular function (GO): GABA-A receptor activity; extracellular ligand-gated monoatomic ion channel activity
Source: RefSeq, a predicted model, not a curated record
GCGCGAGUAGGCAGGCUCUGGUAAAAUUACACUGGAAGGUUUUUCUUUCUCUCAGUGCUUGAGAAUAGCGAUGUUUGAAGGAUGCAAAGAAACAGGUAAAAAAAGUUUCGCGUUCGUUAAGUUUUUCCUCGUGUUCCCUCUGUCAUGACGACAUUCGAGUUUUUGACAUUUUUCUAAGACUUGGAAUGCACAUGUGACGAAUGAAGAACUCAAGGGGCAAUGUCGUUUUGACAGCCCAUGGGAGGUCGAAUCCCCUAAUGUUACUCUCUUCAUCAACUGCUUAUAAUCUUCUAAUGUCAAUUAAUUGGUUGAUUUUAAGCGCUUUCAUAUCUUUUGGACAGUGCAAUGAAUUAUCAAAGUUAUCAAAUACAACAUCCUUGCUAGACAGUUUGCUGUCAGAAGACAAGUAUGACAGAAGAAUUCGACCUGGUUUUGGUGGACCAGCAGCUAUUGUUGAAACAGAUAUAAACAUUCGAAGUUUUGGUCCAAUAUUAGAAUCUGAAAGGGUUUACUCCAUGGACUGUUAUUUCCGACAAACUUGGUAUGAUUCAAGACUCCGGUUUACUGCAGCUCAAGAAGAACUAUCUUUAAAUUGGAAAUUUCUACAAAAAGUUUGGAUACCUGAUACAUUUUUCUUCAAUGGUAAAAACUCAUAUCUUCAUAAAGUUACAGUUCCCAAUAAAUUCAUACGACUGCGUCCAGACGGACAGCUAUUAUAUUCUAUGAGGUUAACUGUCAAGGCCAGCUGUCCUAUGCAUCUGAGAAAAUAUCCUCUAGACACUCAAGCAUGUCCUUUGGAAAUUGGAAGUUAUGCCUAUCCAUCUCAAGAUGUUAAGUAUAUUUGGAAAAAUGUUUCCCUUUCUGAAGAUGUUGUGUUAUCGCAAUAUGAAUUUGUUAACAUCUCAAUAAUUUCUCGAACGAAUACUGUAAGAGUAGGAGAUAGAGAGGACCAGCGAACUGUAUUAGUUGUUCACUUUAUAAUAGCAAGGAGGAAAGGUUAUUUUAUCUUACAGAUUUACGCACCGUGCGCUAUGAUAGUUGGAGCUUCGUGGGUAUCUUUCUGGAUUAAUAGAAGUGAUGCUGCUGGUAGAGUAGCUGUAGGUGCAACAACAGUACUAACAAUAGUGACUAUGGGUUUCGGUGGUCGAGCAAGAGAAAAAGUUGGAUCUGCAACAGCAAUCGAUUGGUUUGUUAUUAUGUGCUUUACGUUUGUAUUUGCUGCAUUAGUGGAAUAUGCCUUUGUAAACUAUAUUGAUAAUUAUGAAAAACAGCAAAUCAAGAAACAACUAGAGUUGGACAGAGAAAAGAAGAAGAAGGAGGAAGCUACGAACAGUUUGAAAAGGAGAGAAUACAAAAAAAAAUUCAAGACACUCGUUGAGAUGGACAGAGAAAAAAAGAAAAAGGAGAACCCUGAUGGAACUACUGCAGAGUCUACGGACUCUCCAACAACAUCUCAACCUAGUUCAGGAUUCAGCAGUGUAAGAUUUAAGGAGCCAGAUGAAAAAACCACCAAUUCUUUUUCAAGGGACAAACAACUUCUGGAACAACAGAAACAAUUGGAAGAGCUUAUGCAAGGAGCCAAGCUUUCGAUAAGGCGAAGGCCCUUUCCUCUAGGAAGGGGUCUAUCUUUGGAAAAAAGUCCAUAUAGAAAUCGCCACAUUGCGAGUAAAGUUGAUAGCUAUGCUCGUGUAUUAUUUCCUGUAUCAUUCGGUAUAUUAAAUUUACUGUAUUGGACUCUGUUUCUUCAUAUCUUGGAUGAUGAAUUAACUGCUCCUACUGAAGGAAAUGCAAAUAAAUAAGUAUUUAGAAAGCCUUGAUGACUAGAAAAUCAAAAAUAUACUUUCAUGUGUUGACAUUACCAUAGCUUACUUAAUAUCUUUGUAAACACAAAAUAAAAAUUGUUAUUUUUGUA